CCGAUGUCGAUAUCUGUACUCGUUGCUAAUAUUGCCACCGUGCAUGGAUUCUUGCUGAUUUCCUGUGAUCAUGAAUCGUGUCUGCUGGUAUAAAAAGGACUGCAAGUCCUCGCGCAUCCUGAAUCUUAAGUCAACUUCAAAUACUUAGCUAUUUCACCAGCCUUCAAAUCCGUUUUAACAGCAUCCAUACCAUCUGCAACCUUUUUUCCUCAACAAGACUUCCUAAUACCACGUCAACUAUGGCUUCAAAACCAAGCAUCGUUCUUGUCCAUGGACUCUGGAUGACCCCCCUUUGCUGGGAAGACUGGGUCACCCACUUCAAAGCUGCAGGCUACACUGUGCUCGCACCAGGCUGGCCCGGCAUCGACUCCCGCACACCCGAAGAGAUCCGCCGCGACCCUAGCGCACUCGCCGACCUCACCAUCCGUCAGAUCGUCGACCACUACGCCUCCAUCAUCGAAGCUCUUCCGACACCGCCUAUCAUUAUGGGCCAUUCCUUCGGCGGCCUCUUCACGCAGAUCCUGCUCUCGCGCGGCCUCGGCGCUGCGGGUGUGGGCAUUUGUCCAGGCCAGCCCUCUGGUGUGAUCGCCCUAAAGCCAUCGACUAUCAAAUCCGGCUUCGGCGUCCUGGGGCAUCCGUCGACGUACAAAGCCGCGGUACCUAUCACCGAAAGCCAGUUCCACUACGCGUUUGGGAACCACCUGAGCGAGGCGGAGUCGAAGGUUUUGUGGGAGAAGUACUCAAUCCCUUCAGCUGGGCACAUCUUGUGGCAGGGUUUGGAGGGUGCGUUCACUUCGACGGGUAAUACCAAGUCAGAUGGGCAUGUGGAUUUUGCGAAGAGGGAUAGGGUGCCGCUGUUGCUAAUUGGGGGUACCAAGGAUCAUGUCGUGCCGGUAGAGGUGGUAGAGGCAGAACUGAAGCAUUACAAAGGCCCCGCGGUAGUCGAGAUGAAGAUUUUUGAGGGGAGGAGUCAUGGAAUUGUAAACCAGGAUGGGUGGGAGGAGGUUGCUGAUUUCUCUCUGAAAUGGGUCGAGGAACGUAUUGCGAAGUGAUUUAACGUGACAGACUUUUUUGUUUUGCUACGUUCUUUUUGGUCUUUAAAGUCCAUAGUGUCCUAACUUGAUGUAAUGGUCUUUUUUUGUUUUCAAAUUUAUUAUUGGCUUUAAGUAUAUGUAUUCUAUCCGUUGCUCUGCGACCAGCUUUGCACUGGACAGUGCUGGGGCAGGAUUUUAGGAGGUGAAGGGUCAAAACCCAAAAAACCGAAAAACCAAAACACCAAAAAACCCAAACCACUUGAAAUUAGAC
Hyaloscypha bicolor E is the source of this 1305-nucleotide messenger RNA. Its product is annotated as arylesterase. The record is from RefSeq and is a predicted model, not a curated record. The coding region runs from base 240 to 1052 and encodes 270 amino acids. NCBI's taxonomy places the organism in Eukaryota, Fungi, Ascomycota, Leotiomycetes, Helotiales, Hyaloscyphaceae. The transcript is spliced from 2 exons.